GCUGCGCUGCCAGCACUACGCGGCGCUCGGCUGCUGCGUCACGCGACCUCGCCGGGCGGCGAAGAUCGAUACGACGUCGACCCCGCGGCGUUCGAUCUCUCGCUCCACCGCCGGCGACCUUGAGGCGGCCGCAGGGCGAGACGGGCGCUGUCAUGUUCGGUAUUCGCUGCGAGACACGUGAGUUUCAGCGACCGAGAGUUCUGCCACAUUCAUCCUGCCCUGCAAGAAGAAGUGAAAAAGAUACAGCUGAAUGAUAACGUAUGCGGCAUUGAAAAGGAUGGACAUACAACGCUGCAUUAUCUACAGGCUGUAACCAUGUCGGAGUCCGCUGCCCCUGCGAAACGCCCCCUGCAGCUGCCGUCGUCGCCGCGCGCUCUGCGCCGCUUGGACGCCAGUCGCGCCGGCGUCGACGACGUGGGCGCCCUGCGGCGGUGCGAGCUGCUGGAGUGGCUGGACGUGGGCUGCAACGCGCUGUCGCCCCUGCCCGGCGACGCGUUCGCGGGCCUCGCGCGCCUGCGCCACCUGGGGCUCGAGAGCGUCUGCAUGGCGGCCGUCCCGCCCGGCCUGUUCGCGGGCCUGGAGCGCCUCGAAGAGCUGGACCUCUCGCAGAACCAGCUGUCGGCGCUUCCGGUCGCGGAGGUCGCGCACUUGGGGCGGCUGCGGUGUCUUUCCGUCGCGCGAAACCCGUUCGUCGCCGUGCCGGUCGACACUUUGCGGCAGUUGCCUGCGUUGGAAAGCCUGGAUUUGUCGGAAUGUCCCCUCGGGCAGUUGCUUCCGGCCCAGUUUAGACAGCUGCCGGGACUCAGAUCUCUUCGACUGGCUCGUUGUGAACUUAGGACAUUCCCGGGUGACGUUUUCGCCGGCUUGACCGAGCUCGCCGAACUGGAUAUCAGUGGCAAUCAGGUCAUUUCCUUCCCAGAAGGUCUGUUUGCACCGCUGAGAAAUUUAGAGUCGCUUGAUAUGAAAGAAUGUGCAUUAACUUCUGUUCCUUGGAAGGAGCUGGAGAAAAUGACAAAAAUGAAGAUUCUGGAAAUGUCCAUGAAUAGUCUAACGCAUUUGCCAUCUAAAGCGUUUUCCUCCAUGGUAGAUUUAACGAACCUGAACAUUGAACACAAUAAGUUUGAAUCACUAGAAAGUGAUACCUUUGCCGGUCUGUCCAAACUGCGCAUGCUUCAAAUGGGUGAAAUACAGAUCAAGGACAUUCCUCCCGGAUUGUUUUCUGAUCUUUAUAAUCUCACGUAUCUCAGUAUUUUUGGAAACUAUUUUACAUCUUUACAGCGAGGAACAUUCUCCGGAUUACAUCGCUUGGAAACCCUCUACAUAAAUUACGCCAUUCAGGAGAUGAAGAUGAUUCCAGAUGAAUUAUUCGUUGGAGUUCCGAAUCUUAGAGAACUUUUCAUGGGCGACAACAAGCUCGAGGGAUUAUCACCAAGAGCAUUUGUCGGAUUGGGUAAAGUCGAAACGUUGACCCUCAGUCGAAGUCAUCUCACGACCUUGCCACCAGGUGUUUUUUCACCGAUGACUUCAUUGAAAAAUCUCGGAGUAGACGAAAAUAGACUAUCAUUUCUGCCCGAGGACAUAUUUGUCGGUUUAAAAUCUUUGGAAUCGUUUGGCUUUAAUGGAAAUCAACUAACUGUGAUUCCCAGCCUAGAGGGGUUGGAUAAUCUUAAGGGAUUGGAAAUGGAAAACAACAAACUGACCUCACUACCAGAAGGUACAUUCGCAUUGGUUCCAGCUCUCACUCUUAUAAACCUAAGAAGCAAUCAACUGAGUGCUAUUCCUGACGACGCUUUUGCUGGGUUGGUGAAUCUGACUAUUCUCUAUCUCGAUAAUAAUCUUUUAACAACUGUACCAAAAAGUAUUCUCACUGAUCUCAAAUCUCUUGAGUAUCUCAGUAUGCACAACAAUCAGUUAACUGAGAUGCCUGAACUGGACGUCAACAAAUUACCAAAACUCACAUAUGCUGGAUUUGAGGGUAAUAACAUCGCAGAGGUGCAGGUGGCGGCGCUGCGCGGGUGGCUGGGCGCGGGGCCGGCGGGCGCGGCGCGGGAGCUGUGCGUGGGGGACGCGCCGCUGGCGCCGGCGGCGCUGGCCUGGGCUCGGGCCGACGCCGGCGUCCACGUGACGGCGCCCGGCGACCGCUCCCCCUGCGGCGUCCUGACGCGAGGCGCCGCCACCGUCCGCUUUCGCUUCCGCCGCCCAUAG
Messenger RNA from Gryllus bimaculatus (two-spotted cricket), 2205 nucleotides. NCBI's taxonomy places the organism in Eukaryota, Metazoa, Arthropoda, Insecta, Orthoptera, Gryllidae. The record is from the annotation of a GenBank genome assembly.